Drosophila mojavensis is the source of this 2117-nucleotide messenger RNA. Its product is annotated as phospholipase B1, membrane-associated-like. Gene Ontology annotation, biological process: phospholipid metabolic process. Gene Ontology annotation, molecular function: glycerophospholipase activity. The transcript has a single exon. The record is from RefSeq and is a predicted model, not a curated record. NCBI's taxonomy places the organism in Eukaryota, Metazoa, Arthropoda, Insecta, Diptera, Drosophilidae. Bases 338 to 1648 code for a protein of 436 amino acids.
UCUAUUUAGAGUUACUGUUUAUUGUUUUUCCUCUUAUGGUUCACAUACUCGUAUGCCUACCUCAAUGGAAAAAAACCCUCUCAUGGGGAACACCCUCUAUAAAUGUUCUGGUUUGCCGUCAACCCCACGCACAGUCGCCACAUUCAACUCGAGUUUAGAACUCAAGACCCCUAGUGCUAUAAAACGAAAAGCCCCCAAUCUGUUAAGUGCGUCGAAAAAUUUAACAUUUUUAGAACAUUUUAGUAGCAAACAGUCAAUGAUCUACCGAAGCUGCGCGGCUUCAGUUGUGCCGAUCUGAAAAAAAAAAUUAAAAACUAAGUUGAAUUCAAAAAGGAAAAUGUUUGCAUUGAAGCUGUUGUUGUUGCUGCUGCAGCUCUUCUACCUCAGCUCAGCUCGACCUGGUUUUGAGAAUUACUCGACACGUCUGCUCCAACGUCACGGAGUGAAACGCGUUGACUUUCGCUUGGUGAGUCAACAGGAGGGCCUCUACUACACCGAACUGGACACCGCCAUGCGGGAUAUCCUGCUGCAAAUGCGGAAUUUGUCGCAGCAGACGGUGCUCGCCCAGUUCGAUUGGAUAAGGGCGAGAAAUGUUGAAGCUGGUCGCAUGCAGCUGCCGGUGUUGCAGAGCGAACCAUUUCCGUGUGAUCUGAGCGGGGGUCGAUCGCCGAAGGUACCCAAGGACGUGAGGCAACUGCGUCCCGGGGACAUUGAUAUUGUGGCAACGUGUGGCGACUCCUCCAACUCGGGCACGGGCAUUCUGGGCCUGGGGGAGCUCGAUGCGUUCGUGGAGUAUCGUGGCUAUGCCUAUACGGGCGGCGGCUUCGAGACCUGGCGCACGGCUCUGACGUUGCCCAACAUUCUGAAGCUCUAUAAUCCUCGGCUGUAUGGCUAUGCCGUGGGCCACAGCCUGGGCGCCGAUGUGAAUGUGGCGCGGUUCAAUCUGGCUGAGCCAAUGCUGAACAUUCAGGAUUUGCCAUUUCAGGCACAUGUGCUGAUCGAACGUUUUCGCCGAGAUCCCAGGGUCAACUUGCGGGAGCACUGGAAGCUGCUCAGCAUUCAGGUGGGCGCCAAUGAUCUCUGCUCGGAGUUGUGCCAUUCACCCAAUCCGGAGCACUUCCUUCGGGUUGUCGCACGCCAGUUGCACGAGACGUUUCGCAUUCUCAAAGAGCAUGUGCCGCGAUUGCUCAUCAAUUUUAUCGUUCAUCCGGACAUCGAUGAGCUGCUCAGUCUGCUCUCUCGAGCUCCGCCCAAGUGUGUCCAGCGUAUGCCCUAUUUCUGCUCCUGCUACAACCGUUACAAUGAUAACACAUUGUACGAUGCAGCGAAACGUUUUCUUCGCCUUCAGCUCUCCAUUGCCGCCCUGCCCGAGUUCCGUAGCGCCGACUUUGCCAUUGUGCCCCAUGGCAUACUGAGGAACAUCAGCAGCUUGUGGUCUGAGCAGGGGGUCAUGGUUAAGCAUUUCUUUGCCAACGAUUGCAUCCACUAUAGUCAGCUGGGCCAUGCUGUGCUAGCCAAGCAAUUGUGGAAUAAUAUGGUGGGGCAAGCGGACUUGACCUCGGUUGAGGAGUGGCGCAGGCCCUAUAAGCGUUUCCUGUGCCCCUCUCCGAAGAGGCCGUAUUUGAGAACCGAAAGUGAUGUACUCUAGAGAAAACGAACUUGUUUGUAUAAUAUAAUGAUUGAGGCAGCAGCACGUGUUAUUGACUCCACACAUUAACCUAGAACUGAACUCAUUUACGUAUACUUUGUUUAUAAUUCAUUUAUAAAUUAAAUGUUUAAAUAUCAUGUAUAUAAUAAUAUACAUAUAUAAUAAUAUUCCAUGGGGAUCAAAGCUAUAAGUACUCACAGUACUCACACAGAUCAGCUUCUAAAUUUUCUGAAAAAUGCGAACGAAUUAGUCGACAAGACUAAAUGAUCAAUGAAAGCCUUCUAGGAAGAGCAGAAUAGAUCUAGAAAAAAUAUUAUUAUUAAUUAUAAAGAAUCGAAAUCGGUAUUGAACAAAUUUUAUUAUAAAGAUUAAACAAAAAUUUUUUUUAAAUGAAAAAAAAAUAAAUAACAAAUACAAAUCUAAUAUAAGUAAUGCAUAUGAUAAUUAGUCAUCAAUUAAUUCAGGUAUU